AUGUGAAGGCAUCAAAUAUAUAGACUUGAGGUAGGGUAAAAGCACUGAAUGGAUUUCAGUGAAAAAAAACUAGGAAAGAAAAAGCAUGUAGCGAGCAAUCAUGCAGUCUCUUCCAUGUGUAACUUUCUGAAAUGAAUGCUAUUAUGAGGGUAUGCAUUUGUUCAUGGAGGAAUCUGCUUUUAUAUUGCUCAUCCUAUUAGAUGCUUCAUUUGGUGGCUCAAUUUGCUGAAUUAAACUUAGCAACUGAUAAUAAUAACUCACAUGCUCUAUUUCUGUGCUAAUGAGACUAAAUCUCGAGCAUCCAAUUGAAUAACUGAUUAAUGUGAGGGAAAUGUUGUCCCUGGUGCAGGUAUUAGCUGCAAAUGCCUGAAAGGUUAGUGCUGUUUGUUUUGCACAGAUCAACAAAGGGAAACAAUGUCAGAGGCCAAAGAAGUAACUCAAUUGAUUCCCAAAAUCAUGAAGAGGAAAGGGAAUGGUGACAAAUUGGAUAACAUUACCUAUGCUGAGAAUGCAUUUCAAAGGAGAGAAGAGAAUUGCCUUUCUGAUCGCUAUGUAGUUGCUGAAGAUACAUAAGCUAAUGGAAAUUAGCUACAUUGCAUAUUCUGUUUUCUUUUUCUUUAUUUUCUUUUUCUUUAGCUCCUUUUUUUUUCCUUUCCCAUAUUCUUACUGCACCAUGAAGAAGAAACAGAAGGAAACCACAGGAUUACUAGAUAGACUAACAUUGUUAAACUUGUUCACAUAUGUAGCAUCAACAUCUGAAAUAUCAUUAUCGUCAGUUGUGCAUAUGACAGUGUCUCCGGACCAUAAAUUCUCCAAUAUUGGAGUCUGAAUGGCCUGAACCUGGGUAUUCCUGCUUUGCAGACUGGCUUCUCUUUUGAGUGUACACUGAAGAGGCAGCUCUGAUUGAAGCAUGAGUAUAGGGUGGAAAAGUGAUCUGCAUGGCACGUAAGGCAUAACUGCAUUGAUCUGCCUUGAUUCAGGCAACAUUCGUAAGAGCUCUUUUUCCUGCCUUAUCUCCUUAGCUCUCUCCAACUGUCUGAACCUUUCUUGCAGAAGAGCAAUGGAUGGAUGAACGAUUGCUGGAUCAAUCUAUCUAUCUUCACUCAUUGGAAGAUGAAGAGGAACCUCAAUGGGAUUGAUUCAAGCACUCUUUAAUGAGACCUCGUACGCAUAUGCAUACGCAUAUGCACAUAUGUAUAGGACAUAGCUAGGACUUAAGAUGAUUAUUUUAAUUCAUUCAUUCUGGCUAUUUGAUUCUGUAUGACUAAAAGUUGGAAAACAAAGGCAGCUGAACUGCAAUGUGUAACAAGGCAGAGAUAUGUGGCCAUGUGAAUGGGUGAAAGUACAUCCAGGGAAGAAAAUGGUCAGGAGCAAAAUCUAAAGAGAUGUGGAAGGUAGCAUUUGGAAGUGUUUCUUUAAGGAGAAUAAAAGACUGGGUGCGUUGUGUGUCGGCUUGUCGUAGAGGGCUGCUGGUAUGCCUUUGGAGUCUUUUUGGUGGGGGAUUUGGUUGGACCAUCCCAUUAUAUUUAGCUUUGAACAUUUUCUUUUUUCAUUUGUGGAUAGCACAAAGCUUGAACACUCUGAACACAAUUCGGACUCUGAUGUUUUUAUCAAAGAAAACCCUUUUAUGGAUAGGAGAGAAAAGAAGAAUCAACCAAAGCCAAGCCCCUCUUUCUCUCCGUACAUGUUCUGUUUUGUCUUGAAGCUUUUGGAUGGAAAUGGCAUGAAAGAUGAAAGUUGAGAUAUUAGAUUGGAUCUGUGGUUGUUGGGGGACUGAAAUUUGAAAAGCAACA
Rubroshorea leprosula is the source of this 1793-nucleotide messenger RNA. The record is from the annotation of a GenBank genome assembly. Lineage: Eukaryota; Viridiplantae; Streptophyta; Magnoliopsida; Malvales; Dipterocarpaceae.